UGCAUUCGUAAACACAAGUUGCUGCCAGGCCCAGUGCCUCCUGCCCACAAGAGAGCAGCUGUCCCCGGGGAUACGGGGUCUCCCCAGCUGUCUACUGUCGCCAGGACUGCAGCCCCCCAGGCAGAAGUGCUCAGCAAGCCCCUAUCAUCUCCAAGAAUAAACUCUGAAGCCAGCGACUGCGUGGAUCUGAAUCAUCGGGGAGCUGUCAGAGGAGGGGGAGUGACUUCCCGGGACAGGCAAGCAGACUAUAUAAGCCCCAGAGGGCUGGGCGCUGCUUAAAUCUCUUCCACAGCCACUACCUGCCAGGGAGCAGCUCCCCACAGCACCCACCAUGUCCCAGGCUGGCGCUCAGGAAGCCCCCAUCAAGAAGAAGCGGCCCCCUGUGAAGGAGGAGGACUUGAAGGGGGCCCGAGGGAACCUGACCAAGAACCAGGAGAUCAAGUCCAAGACCUACCAGGUCAUGAGAGAGUGUGAGCAAGCUGGUUCUACUGCCCCGUCAGUGUUCAGCCGCGCCCGGACUGGGGCUGAGACGGUGUUUGAGAAGCCCAAAGCCGGACCCGCCAAGAGUGUCUUUGGCUGAGAAAUGCAUGCCACCCCCCUCACCACAGGCACCACUGCGACACAAGAACUUUUCCCAAGAACUUUUUUUUUUCCAAGAACUCUUUUUUUAUGCCAGAACACACCUUCUCACCUGACGCCUUGGGGAAUGCCACCCCUGCCCCACAGCCCUGGCCCCUCAGCCCAGGGACUCUGCACUCACACCUGGGAAAACACCAAUAAAGAGAAUGCCCAAGUGGCCCUAGCGUU
Molecule: messenger RNA, 807 nt
Organism: Dama dama (fallow deer)
Lineage: Eukaryota; Metazoa; Chordata; Mammalia; Artiodactyla; Cervidae
Gene: MUSTN1
Product: musculoskeletal, embryonic nuclear protein 1
Exons: 3
Coding region: 332-580 (82 amino acids)
Biological process (GO): chondrocyte differentiation; tissue regeneration; chondrocyte proliferation
Cellular component (GO): nucleus
Source: RefSeq, a predicted model, not a curated record